GUUCCACUCAUUGCUGAGUCCUGUCCCUGUCCCCACUCCCCUAUUCCUGGCCCCAGACCAUGCCUUAGGUAGGUGGCAGGCCACUCAGCCUGCCCUGAAGUCACUGUGGGGGAUGAAGGGGAAAGCCAAGUCUUCACUUCCACCCCGCCCACCAGCUACCCGCUGGGUGAGCUUGCCGAAACCAGUGGCCCCCUGCGUGCCCAUUUCUCUUCCUGGUCCUGGCACUGCCUACCAAAGAGAAAAGAUAUUCUUCCCAGUUUGUACCUUCCCUAGUUACUGGUUGAGGGGGCCAGGGACAAUUAGCCAAGAUAGGCACUCCUUGCCAGCACAGCACCAGACCCAUGUUCUGGUGCCACUGACACCCCAGCUCUGCAGGGUCCCGGACACCCUCAGCCAGAUGACUCCUGACACAACUCACCUGACCUGGGUGAGGCCUGACCUGCAGCAUUGGCCUGAGUCAUGGGGGAUGGACUCACCGCAGAAGCAGGACCUCCGGAGGCCCAAGAUCCAUGGGGCAGUCCGGGCGUCCUCCUACCAGCCACCCACACUGGCCUCCCUACAGCGUUUGCUGUGGGUCCGUCAGGCCGCCAUGCUGAGCCACGUCAAUGAGGUCUGGCCCAACCUCUUCCUAGGAGAUGCGUACGCAGCCCGGGACAAGAGCAAGCUGACCCAGCUGGGCAUCACCCAUGUUGUGAAUGUUGCUGCGGGCAAGUUUCAGGUGGACACAGGUGCCAAGUUCUACCGUGGAAUGUCCAUGGAAUACUAUGGCAUCGAGGCUGAUGACAACCCCUUCUUCGACCUCAGUGUCUACUUUUUGCCUGCUGCUCGAUACAUCCGGACUGCCCUCAGUGUCCCUCAAGGCCGUGUGCUGGUACACUGUGCUAUGGGGGUGAGCCGCUCUGCUACAGUUGUCCUGGCCUUCCUCAUGAUCUGUGAAAACAUGACACUGGUGGAGGCCAUCCAGACGGUGCAGGCCCACCGUGAUAUCUGCCCCAACUCAGGCUUCCUCCAGCAACUCCAGGUUCUGGACAACCGACUGGCGCGGGAGAUGGGGCGGCUCUGACUUGAUGAGCAGCCAGGAGACCUGACCUUCUGCUCAGCAUGGCCCAACCCAAUAGCCUGGCCCUAGGGACAGCAGCCUCUGCUGUUUCCAAUGACCUUGAGGUAUAAAUAGCAAGUGGGGGCUUAGCUGAGGCAGAAGAAGGGAGAACUGAGUGGUGACCUUUAGCAGGUGAAUUUCCCUGACCCCAAUCCAAAGAUUCUUUAUACAAAAGAGUUCAGUCUGUCUCUAUAAUAAAAGAUUCAUCAUAAUAAAGACAGGAGAUCUCCUGGA
Suricata suricatta (meerkat) is the source of this 1333-nucleotide messenger RNA. Its product is annotated as dual specificity protein phosphatase 13. Gene Ontology annotation, cellular component: cytoplasm. Gene Ontology annotation, molecular function: MAP kinase phosphatase activity; protein tyrosine/serine/threonine phosphatase activity. Lineage: Eukaryota; Metazoa; Chordata; Mammalia; Carnivora; Herpestidae. Bases 113 to 1063 code for a protein of 316 amino acids. Gene Ontology annotation, biological process: negative regulation of MAPK cascade; protein dephosphorylation. The transcript has 4 exons. The record is from RefSeq and is a predicted model, not a curated record.